AUGGAGUGGUCCUAUGAAAAGGUAAUCCCUAUCGGUAACAAUCAGGCAUCUUCUAGGUCAAAACAAGUUGAAUGCCCAGUGGCAACAGUGCCGAUAAGUUCUCGAUUUGUCACUUUUGUUGUGAAGUUCAUUGAUCUAUUCUGUAUUGUGAUUUGUGGCCAGCUUCGUGCUCGUCUUGGUCAGCAAAAGAAUCCAGCCGAGCUCAUGGCCAAGAUAUACCAAAAUAUUGUGUCCCUUCUUAAAAAUGAUGCUGUCGCUAAAGUAGGAGUUGGUAUUCAUGGUGACAAAAUUAAGUUUUAA
Molecule: messenger RNA, 300 nt
Organism: Phytomonas sp. EM1
Lineage: Eukaryota; Euglenozoa; Kinetoplastea; Trypanosomatida; Trypanosomatidae
Source: the annotation of a GenBank genome assembly